Pangasianodon hypophthalmus (striped catfish) is the source of this 921-nucleotide messenger RNA. RefSeq names its product ladderlectin-like. The transcript is spliced from 9 exons. The coding region runs from base 197 to 775 and encodes 192 amino acids. Gene Ontology annotation, molecular function: signaling receptor activity. Lineage: Eukaryota; Metazoa; Chordata; Actinopteri; Siluriformes; Pangasiidae. The record is from RefSeq and is a predicted model, not a curated record.
UUGAGAUUACUGUGAACCAUAAAUGAAUUGGGGGAACAUGUUCCUGGAUGCUCAGCGAUGUUUCCUGUUGGUCUGAGUUCAACUUAUGGGAUGGACUGGUAUAAAUGGCACCCUGGGACCUUCAUUCAACAGAUUACCCUGAACCUGCCAGAGAGAUACGUCCUGAGACCUACAAAUUGCUGCAGUCAUCAUCAUCAUGAAAGUUUGGAUUGUGUGUGUGCUGCUGUGUGCUGCCUUUACACUGAGGACCGCUGCAGCUGCAGCAAUUGAGAUUGAGCCUGAGCAGAAUCAGAAACUUCCAGAGGAAGCUACUGAGCUGGUUGUUGAGAAGUUGAUUGAUGCAGCUGAAGAUAAGGAGGAAGCUCUCAGACAAAAUGCUGUUGAAGAUAAGUCAGGCUACUGUCCAACUGGCUGGUUUAGACACAGAACACGCUGCUUUCUGCUUGUGAGGUCAACUCUGUCCUGGCAAAAUGCUGAGGCACGGUGUGUAGCUGAACAGGCAAGUUUGGCAUCUGUACACAACGCUGAUGAAUAUAAGUUCCUGCAGAGUUUGCUUCAAAUUGCUGGCAUAUCACAGGCUUGGAUUGGCGCGUACAACUUCCAGGGAACAUGGUGGUGGAUUGACAGAGCUCGGUUCUCCUACACUAACUGGUACACAGUGAGCAGUGUGACCAGCUACCCAUGUGGUUUCAUGAGGAGCAAUGUUGGCUGGUCUAACACUAACUGUGCAAAUGGAUAUGCAUACUUCUGUUCUAUUGACCCAAGCAUAUGCUAAUGUACAUAAAUGAGUAAAUGUAUAUAGGUAAAUCAAAGAUCAUUUGAUAUCAUUAUGUGAAACACAAAUUCUUAUUUGUUUUGGGAGCCCUUGAUUGAUGAACAUUGUUUUUAUGUUGCUUAAUAAAUAAAACAACCAUUUUCCUA